This is a messenger RNA of Molossus molossus (Pallas's mastiff bat), 4275 nucleotides long. RefSeq names its product zinc finger MYND-type containing 11 (gene ZMYND11). Lineage: Eukaryota; Metazoa; Chordata; Mammalia; Chiroptera; Molossidae. Gene Ontology annotation, biological process: regulation of transcription elongation by RNA polymerase II. The transcript has 18 exons. Gene Ontology annotation, molecular function: transcription corepressor activity; DNA binding; protein binding. The record is from RefSeq and is a predicted model, not a curated record. The coding region runs from base 409 to 2142 and encodes 577 amino acids.
GGCACGUUUAACAAAAAGACGACAGGCGGAUACAAAAGCUAUCCAGCAUCUUUGGGCAGCCAUUGAGAUUAUACGGAACCAGAAGCAAAUUGCCAACAUUGAUCGUAUUACAAAAUGUUAUCUGAAAAAUGGAAAACAGAUUAUUUACAAAAGCUCAUUUAGUUAAAUACUUAUGUUGGCCCUUAUUAAUAAGUAAGAAAAUGCAGAAUAAUAUUCUAUUGUCUGGAUGGACCUCAGUUUAUUGUCCACACACCUUGAAGGAUAUCUUGGUUCCUUUGGAGUUCUGGCAAUUAUUGGGUCAAACCCCAGUUAGAAAAUGUGACCUCUGACCUCUUGUGACAUGUUUGGCAUUGAGAUUUCUGAGUUCUCCUGGAGUUCUUCACAGAUAGACAUAAGCCCAAACUGUACAUGUCUCGAGUCCACGGUAUGCAUCCCAAAGAGACCACCCGUCAGCUGAGCUUAGCUGUGAAAGAUGGUCUUAUUGUUGAAACUCUCACUGUGGGCUGCAAAGGUUCAAAAGCUGGUAUUGAACAAGAAGGAUAUUGGUUGCCAGGAGAUGAAAUUGCCUACAGUAUGCAGCCUUUCUCCAGGACAGCAACCCCAAACAAGGACUGGGAAACAGAAAAUCAUGACUGGUAUUGUUUUGAAUGCCAUUUGCCUGGAGAGGUGUUGAUAUGUGACCUGUGUUUUCGUGUGUAUCAUUCCAAGUGUUUGUCUGAUGAGUACAGGCUUAGAGACAGCAGUAGUCACUGGCAGUGCCCAGUUUGCAGGAGUAUCAAGAAGAAAAAUACAAACAAACAAGAAAUGAGCACAUACCUGAGGUUCAUUGUCUCCCGCAUGAAGGAGAGGGCUAUAGACCUUAAUAAAAAGGGAAAGGACAGCAAACACCCGAUGUACCGGAGGCUGGUGCACUCAGCGGUCGACGUCCCCACCAUACAAGAGAAAGUGAAUGAAGGGAAAUACCGAAGUUAUGAAGAGUUCAAAGCUGAUGCUCAGCUGCUUCUCCACAACACAGUGAUUUUCUAUGGAGCAGACAGUGAGCAAGCUGACAUAGCAAGGAUGCUGUAUAAAGACACUUGUCACGAGCUGGAUGAGCUACAGCUUUGCAAGAACUGCUUCUAUUUGUCAAAUGCUCGUCCUGAUAAUUGGUUCUGCUAUCCUUGUAUACCUAAUCAUGAACUGGUUUGGGCUAAGAUGAAAGGUUUUGGAUUCUGGCCAGCCAAGGUCAUGCAGAAGGAAGACAAUCAGGUUGACGUCCGCUUCUUUGGUCACCACCAUCAAAGGGCUUGGAUUCCUUCUGAAAACAUACAGGACAUCACAGUUAACGUCCAUCGGCUGCAUGUUAAGCGCAGUAUGGGUUGGAAAAAGGCCUGUGAUGAGCUGGAACUGCAUCAGCGUUUCCUUCGUGAAGGAAGAUUUUGGAAGUCUAAGAAUGAGGACCGUGGGGAGGAGGAGGCAGAAUCUAGUAUCUCUUCUACCAGCAAUGAACAGCUAAAGGUCACUCAGGAACCAAGAGCAAAGAAAGGGCGACGUAAUCAAAGUGUGGAACCCAAAAAAGAAGAACCAGAGCCUGAAACUGAAGCAGUCAGUUCCAGCCAGGAAAUCCCCACAAUGCCUCAGCCAAUCGAAAAAGUUUCAGUGUCAACUCAGACCAAGAAGUUAAGUGCCUCUUCACCAAGAAUGCUGCAUCGAAGCACCCAGACCACCAGUGAUGGAGUGUGUCAAAGCAUGUGCCAUGACAAGUACACCAAAAUUUUCAAUGACUUUAAAGACCGAAUGAAGUCUGAUCACAAGCGAGAAACUGAAAGAGUUGUACGAGAAGCUCUAGAAAAGCUGCGUUCUGAAAUGGAAGAAGAAAAAAGACAAGCUGUAAAUAAAGCUGUCGCCAAUAUGCAGGGUGAGAUGGACAGAAAAUGUAAACAAGUAAAGGAAAAGUGUAAAGAAGAAUUUGUAGAGGAAAUCAAGAAACUAGCAACACAGCACAAACAACUAAUUUCUCAGACCAAGAAGAAGCAGUGGUGCUACAACUGUGAGGAGGAGGCCAUGUACCACUGCUGCUGGAACACGUCCUACUGCUCCAUCAAGUGCCAGCAGGAGCACUGGCACGCCGAGCACAAGCGCACCUGCCGCCGGAAAAGAUGAAGGCGGGUUCUUGCUGGAGAGUCACCGAUGAUUGCUCUUCUCAGACACAACGGUUUUUGUUUCCAAGAAGCCAAAAUUGUUUAGAAUUUGCUUCCCAUUUUGCACCAGCCUUUAAACACUUUUCGUGAAGAGAUUUUGCACAGUAGUUUAAAUCUUUUGUUAAUGUCCCUCUGGAGUUUUUCGGGGGUAAAAGUAACAUCAGUGGAGGGUAUUAUUUUAAAUAAAAUUUAAUUGAGAAUUUGUUGCAUUUACAGCAAAUUUUAAAACAUUUUUAGGUUUUACAGAGAUUUUAACCUUUAAACAACAGAUCUUUAAAAAACAACAGGUGAAUACAAGUGAGUUUAAUGAAUAAACAUUUAAAAUAGAUCUGAAUGUAAGAACUACAGAACUGUUUCAGAAAUAAAACAUACUACCUUGAUGUGAAGUUUAUUUCUUAACCUUGUUGAGCUGGUUUUGUUCAGCUUAAUUUACUGUUUAAAGGCAUUAUCUAUUGGUUAUGCCAGUGGGUAUAUGAUUGAAUUUAGGGAACAGGGUUGACACAGCAGGUGCUAGUCCUGCAUAUUUUUUCUUAAAUAUUUCCCAAUUGUGUUUUUCAUUAUUUCUUUUCAAUAUAUAACUUUUAUAACAAAUUAUUAGCUUUGAUCUUGUAGUUUAAAAUUGCAGGGAACUGGGGUAAUCUUUUACUGAGCUGGAUCUUAGAGAAAAUGAAUAUUUAAAUUUUAAAGUUUGCACAUUUCAUCUUUGUCCUAACAUGAGUGCUUGUAACAAAAUAAACAAAAGUAAGCCAAAAACUACCUUAAUCCAUAUAUGAAAUUAUAGAUGGGGCAUACAAAUUUAUUUAAUGCUUCCCUCCCCUCCCCAAGUAUCGAUUGCCUGUUAUCUGGUGUCACCUCCUAUUAUACUAUAAGUUAAUGCUGAAAGGAAAGAAAGCACUUAAGUUUCACAGAAGCCGUUAUGUUUGUGGUAAUGGGUCAUUGUCUACUAAUGAACCCCAUCACUGUACACAGAAUGAAGAAUAAUGCAUGUUAAUUUUCUUGUAUUAAAGAUGCUGUGGUUUGUAAAAAGUCUGUAUUUUGCGGAAUGUCUGGAUGAAGAAGCAUUACCGAUAGGAAUGGAUCGAUAGUUGAAUAAUGAUUUUUUAUACAUAGAUAUAUAAAAUACAGCCAGAAAAACCGAAAUUACUUUUUUUUUUAAAGAAAAAUCUCACAAUUUAUGUUUUUUCAAAGACUGAUCUUAGACAAAGUCAAAUUCUCAUUUAUCAUUUAGUUAUUUUUUAAGGUUAGAGAAAUAAUUUGUAAAUAUUUAUUUAGACCUUUGAUAUUUAUUAAAGCAAUUACACACAAUGUAAGAGAAAGAAUCAGGAGAAAAACCUUUUUAAAAGUUUUCUCUAGGUUUGUCAGGGUCACCCUAAAGUUAAAAAUGUAACCAAGUCUUCUGUGAAAUAAUCAUCCACCCAGUCCUGGUGCUGUUGCAGAUGGUGAAUCAACAAGCUGGUGCCCGGUAAGAACUGCCCACAGCGCUGUUUCAACACCAUCCCUGAAUUACGCAGUGACUUGGCCUCUCGGUCCCUCCUUGUUGCUGUGUGAUUAGUCAGUGUUGCCACGGUGCCGUGGUCUGGUUGAGACAUUGUAACCAAGAACACUUACCUUCUCUUGAUCAUUUUUUCAAGUUUUAAAACUUCGAUCCACCCCUAUGAGAGCAAGUUAUUGUGGAAAUACUUUCGAUGUAAAACCAUUCCAGAGUGUGUACUAUUUACUGAUAGCUGCAUGAACGUAAGAUGCGUGUUACUUUGGCUUUUUUGUCUCCGUCAACACGGUUGCACAUUUCCAAGUUACUACAGCGUGAAAACUGUGUGUUUAAAAAAAAAAACAAAAUUAAAAAAAGAUUGUGGCCUGGUUUUGUAAAAGUUUUAGGUACAAUUACAAUCGAUUGUUUUAGAAAUCAUUAUUAAAAAAUUUCUGCAAAUCAUAAAGCUAUAUCAAGAUGUUGAGCUUAGCCACUAUGCACAUUGUAAUUACUCAUUGUGGCUGUCCAGUUCUAUGAUACAUUCUGGCAUUUCGUAAGCUGCUCUGACUAGCAAUAUAUAGAUUCAUUUAAUGUGUUAACAUUGGUUAAUAAAUGUAUUUAAAAAAA